AUGGGAAUAAAGGAGGCCUGCCCUGAUGAUGAUCAGCAUAUCAUAAUUGACAUUCCAAAGGAUUUGGAACCCGAUCUCAAUUCUUCAAGUUGGAUCCACAGAGUUCCAGGGAAGAUCAGGCAGCUAAAAGAAGAAGCCUAUACUCCCCAGCUAAUAUUUGUAGGGCCUUUUCACUAUGGCAACCCGAAACUAAGAUCCAUGGAACACCAUAAAACGAGGUAUCAUGACCAAUUUUGGAAAUGGUAUUUCUAUAAACACAUUAAGGUGGAUGAUAUCAAAGAUUUCAUUGAAGAUGGGGAUAUUCGGGAAAGCAUCUGGCGUAGCUAUGCAAGGACACUUGGGUUUGGGAAUGAUCUGGACCAAUUGUUCCAUGUGAUUCUAAUAGAUGCUUGCUUCAUCUUUAAGCUCUUCUUGAGAAACUAUGAAAUCUCAAGCCAUGGAAAGCUUCUGGAUGAGGAAAUGCAACACUUCAAGAGAAUCAAACAUUUCACCGAUUUGGUUAGACAAUUCUUGUGUCCAAACAAAAGGUGUCCCAUUCAUGCUGGCAAUAUAAGCUUUCUCUACACUGCAAAGCAACUAGAUAGUUCAGGGUGUGUUUAUCCAUUUGAGACUUAUAUAUGCAAUUAUGUUUCCUUUUUGGAUCAACUAAUCGACAAAGCUGAAGAUGUGGAAUUGCUGGUUGAGAAGAAAGUGGUUCAUAACUUACUUGGUAGCAAUGAUGCAGUAGCAGAUUUGAUUAACAAGCUUUGCGACCAGAUUCUGGAAACAAGUUUCUACUAUGGUGGUAUAUGGCAAGAGCUUAAUGAGCAUUAUGACAAUUUUUAG
Ziziphus jujuba (common jujube) is the source of this 825-nucleotide messenger RNA. RefSeq lists its product as uncharacterized. Bases 1 to 825 code for a protein of 274 amino acids. The transcript has 3 exons. The record is from RefSeq and is a predicted model, not a curated record. Lineage: Eukaryota; Viridiplantae; Streptophyta; Magnoliopsida; Rosales; Rhamnaceae.